Macrosiphum euphorbiae (potato aphid) is the source of this 645-nucleotide messenger RNA. NCBI's taxonomy places the organism in Eukaryota, Metazoa, Arthropoda, Insecta, Hemiptera, Aphididae. The record is from the annotation of a GenBank genome assembly.
AUGGAAUCUACCGGAACAAAUGAUAUAACAGAAAAUGCCGAAAGCAAAAUCCAAACCACUGAAAACAAAAUCAAACCUCAACAGCGAUCAGCGGAAAAAGAAAAACUUGUUCUAGAACUAACAGAUAUGGGCUUUUCCAAAUCACUAGUGCUACAAAUUGUAGAUAAUGCUGGUGAUGUACCUAAAAACUUAAUUGUUGAACAACUGUUGACUACAAGUUCAGAAUCUAGUGUAAAUAUACCUGUGGUAGAUGAUGAUGGGGAUAAAUUAUGGGAAGAUGUUACUGUUGCUAAUAAAAUGGUUAUCGUUAUAAAUAGUGCCUUGAACAUGAGCAUUGGGAAAACUGCAUCACAAGCUGCACAUGCUGCAUUGGGCUUGUAUGAAGUGAUGAAAGAACGUGCAGAUCUAAGCUAUGAUUUAAUUACAUGGAAUGAACAAGGAAGUCGAAAAAUUGUUGUUGCAGCAAAGAACACUAAUGAACUCAUUAAAGUGUGUUCAGAAGGAAAAAUCCAAAAAAUUCCAUUUUUCUGUGUUCACGACGCAGGUCUAACUGAAGUGGAACCUAACUCAUUCACUGCAUUGGCUUUGUUUGGAUCUGAUCAAGAACUCAAGCCUGUAACCGGAAAACUUAGACUACUAAAAUGA